Messenger RNA from Lactuca saligna, 769 nucleotides. NCBI's taxonomy places the organism in Eukaryota, Viridiplantae, Streptophyta, Magnoliopsida, Asterales, Asteraceae. The record is from the annotation of a GenBank genome assembly.
AUGCUCGAAACCGGAAAUCUGAGUAUCAUCAUGGCUGGCAAUGCUGAACCAAUUAAUGAGCAAGAAGUUGCUGCAAAAUAUGGAAACAUAAGAAGUGAAAUGAAUCAGAUUUACUCAAAAAUCACAGAACUAGAGAUGGAAGUAAGUGAGCACUCAUUGGUGAUCAAUGCCAUUCAGCCACUGGAUCCCACCAGACGUUGCUACAGAAUGAUUGGAGGUGUGCUUGUUGAGAGAACAAUCAAGGAAGUAUUGCCAGCUGUCCAACAAAACAAGGAAGGAAUUGAAGUGGUGAUUUCUAGACUUAAUGAAGCUUUGGAGAGGAAGAAGAAGGAGCUCACUGAUUUUGAAACUAAGUACAAGAUUAGGAUCAGGAAAAAUGAUGGGGAAUCCAUGGAUGAUAAUAGCAAGAAAGAAGGGUCUGCCCAGGGUGUUCUUGUGGGUCCUGCAAAUGCAUGAUGAAUUUGGUAUGUUUUUUUUGUUCGUGUUAUCGUGCGUUUUCAUAGACUGUUAUAAACAUGAUUUGAUCUUGAGAUUUGUAAGAGUAAGAUAAUUAGUAGUUAUGGUUUUUGCUACUUGUUUUUGAAUUUGAAUGCAUGACCUCUGAAAUAGUAAAGAUUUUGUGGCCUAUGAUUUUGUGUUAUGAUUAUUUUGCGAUCCAAUGUGUUGAAAUGCUCACAAGUGAUGUAGAAAAGAAGUAAAACAAACACAUGAGGGGUGUUUGGUUUGCAUAAUGUUUUUGUAAGGAAUGUAAUAAGUCUAAUGAAUUGGA